Molecule: messenger RNA, 2245 nt
Organism: Exaiptasia diaphana
Lineage: Eukaryota; Metazoa; Cnidaria; Anthozoa; Actiniaria; Aiptasiidae
Exons: 3
Coding region: 28-1995 (655 amino acids)
Source: RefSeq, a predicted model, not a curated record
AGAAAACUCAAAUUGUCAAAGCGUUACAUGAAAGCGGAUUAUAAGGUUCAUGUUUCAGCUAGCUCAAGCGUACCAGACCAUUGUAGGCCGUUCGCCCUUAGUUACGCUAAAGAACCUGAUCACUUGAGCUCUUGUGAUCACCAACAUGAUCAAUAUUGUGAUCGCUGUGAUUUGUUCCCCCAUGCAGUUAAAGAAAUAGAAGCAGUUAUCGAUAAGGCCAAUCUCUCGCACGAAGAAUCAGAGGAGAUGGUAUUUAUUAUUGCGCAAUCAAAGAAAAACGUAGAUGCGUGGAAAGCGCAUUUAUUGCGCUCUGUCAACCAAGACGAAGGUCGUCUAGACAUUAUGAAAAGUUUAGACAACAACUCUGUGCUUGUGGUCCUUGAUUGGGCGAUGAAGUUUGUACCACGAAAGUUCCGAGAAAGCCAAGCCGACUGGUUCGGAAAACGAGGGCUUUCCUGGCACAUCAGUGUCGCUAUUCGUCAGUCACAAAGCAAAAGUCUGGAGAUGCUGACGCUGGUACAUCUUUUCGAAAAGAGCAAUCAAGACAGCUAUUAUGUGCUAGCUAUAAUAGAUGACGUCAUCCACCAACUGAAAUGCGCUAUGCCCGAUUUGAGCUGUGUUAACCUCAGACAAGAUAACGCUGGGUGUUAUCACAGCUCACUCACAAUUCUUGGUGUUCGGCAACUGGCCGUAAAACAUAACGUGGCGGUAAGGAUGGAUUUCUCCGACCCCCAAGGCGGUAAAGGCCCAUGUGACCGCAAAGCAGCAAACAUCAAGAACCAUAUGCGGUCGUAUCUAAACUCCGGCUACGACAUAUCCAAUGCAGCACAGAUGAAAACUGCCAUAGUUGCAAAUGGUGGAGUACAAGGUGUUAGCGUGGUGCAUUGUGAAUCUCUUCAAGCUUCACAUCUGGAUUCAUUUCCGAAAUGGGAAGGCGUCAGUGCCAUAAAUGACAUUGUUUUCAAAAAUGAGGAAAUGAUGGUAUGGAGAGCAUACAAUGUUGGAAAGGGGAAGUCAAUUGCAUAUAGUGAUCUUGAUCUGCCAGAUUCAACCAAAUUGCCAACACUGUCAAAGAUUGAAGAUGCUGUACCUUCCCCUGCCUUCGUUGGUGUCAAACCUAGACGGAACAACAAAGUAAAAGGUCAACGAAUUGUGACACAAGCUACCGAUGCUGACGACGAUGACACGGACUAUGAAGCCUUGUUCACAUGCCCAGAAGAAGGGUGCAUCAAAGCGUAUCAAAAGUAUUCAUACCUCGAACGCCAUCUAGACUUUGGUAAACACCAAUAUUCACUAGAGAGAGAAUCAUUCCUCGACAAGGCUAUGUUAAAGUAUGCUGAGAACCUUGAAACCGGCGAGUCAGCUGUAGAGGGGGAAGGCGCCUCGAAUCUGACAGGUAAACUAGCGCAGGUGGCAGAAGUUUUGUCUCCUAUGGGUUGGGCUUUGAAAGGAGGGGCCACUGGACGACGCCGAUUUACAGAUCAGCAAAAGAAAUAUCUUACAGAUCUCUUUAUUCUUGGAGAACAAACUGGAAGAAAGGCUGAUCCAGACAACGUAUCCAAAGCAAUGCGAAAAGCCCGCAAUACUGAUGGUACUUUCCUUUUCCAAUCGGAUGAUUAUCUGACAUCCAAACAGAUCACAGGAUUUUUUUCUCGAUUGUCUUCCAAGAAAACCCUUCAUGAUGCUCCUGUAAGCACUAUUGACGACGAUGAUCUGGAAGAUGUUUUACCAGAAAUAGAUGAAAACCAGCUUGAACAAAUGCGAGAGGAAGUGUUCGAUGAGAUUUUAGUGAAACAUCCAAUCAUUUACGACAGUUAUAACAUCUGUGAAAUGGCCAGAGCUUCCAAUUUAUCUAAGUUCUCUAUUUCAAUGUUGCGUGAGAUCUGUAUGCACUUUGAAUUUGACAUUUCAGUUGUGAAGCAAAAACGGAAAAAANCAUAUAUUGAUAUGUUAAUAGAUCUGGUGAAGUCAUGCCAGUGUGAACAAGAAAAAUGAGCUAUUCGUGCAUUUAGCACAACUUGUAACCAACGAGAGGAAAGAACUGUAAUGAAAAAUCGAAACAAUAAAUUUAUCAUUGAGUUAUGGGUUUCCUGUGUCUAAUUAUAUGCACGUGUUGACAAGUUCGAAACCGACAUAGACGUGAUGAUGGUUUUUCCAGCUAAAAUAUCGUAAAUCUUCGCACUUUUCAAGAGUCCGAGGUAAGAUUCUCUACAGAACUAAUAAUAUAUAAGCGAACAAGCGAUUU